Molecule: messenger RNA, 2653 nt
Organism: Toxorhynchites rutilus septentrionalis
Lineage: Eukaryota; Metazoa; Arthropoda; Insecta; Diptera; Culicidae
Exons: 2
Molecular function (GO): nucleic acid binding
Source: RefSeq, a predicted model, not a curated record
AUGGACUCUGUCGUAGAUGCUUGCGACGACACUAUGGGGGAUGUCAAGCAAGAUUAUGCGAGACGAACAACGAGCACAAUCUCUUCUUCAAUCUCUUACAAAAUUCACGGGAACACGUUUCGAGACCGGCGCUACGACGAAGUCCGUCUUCCAGAUAGUCGAGCGAUGGCAAUGCGUCGGUUUCAAUGCCUCGAGAAACGCUUGAUGAGAGAUGCUUCGCUUGCAGCAGUCUUGCAACAGAAAAUUUCUGAUUAUCUACGCAAAGGCUAUAUCCGAAAGCUAUCAGAGGAGGAACUUAUACGCCCAAACCGUCGCACCUGGUAUCUUCCUGUGUUCCCAGUAAAGAACCCUAAUAAGCCAGGGAAAAUUCGCAUCGUGUGGGAUGCUGCAGCCACUGCUUUCGGAAAGUCACUAAAUUCAUUUCUUCUGACGGGGCCUGACCAGCUUGCAUCGUUGUUCUCUAUUCUCAUCCAGUUCCGUGAGCGUGCGAUUGGACUAACGGGUGAUCUGCGAGAGAUGUUCCAUCAAGUCUCGAUACGGAACGAAGACCAACUUUGUCAACUCUUUUUCUGGAGAGAUGAGGAUGGUCAGCUGUCAACCUAUGUGAUGCGUGUUAUGACUUUUGGUGCUUGUUGCUCGCCAAGCAGUGCACAAUAUGCGAAGAAUAUGAAUGCAGAGCGGUUCAGAUACCAGUACCCGACAGCAGCAAACGUUAUUCAAAAGCGUCACUACGUGGAUGAUAUGCUAGUUAGCGUCGAUACGGAAGGAGAGGCAAUACAACUGGCAAAGCAGGUUACGUUCGUACACGCGCAAGGCGGUUUUGAGAUCAGAAACUGGAUCAGUAAUUCUCAACGGGUACUGAGAGCCCUGGAUGAGAACAGUACGAAGGAGAAGAACCUUGACCUCGCUCCGGAAUUGGCCACGGAGAAGGUGUUGGGGAUGUGGUGGUGUACCGCGUCUGAUGUCUUCUCAUAUAAAGUUGGAUGGAACCGAUACGAGCGCCCCCUCCUGGAGGGUCAACGUUGCCCGACAAAGCGGGAAAUGCUACGAAUCCUUAUGUCUAUGUUCGAUCCCUUGGGGUUAAUUGCACAAUUCCUGAUGUACCUGAAGAUCCUCAUGCAGGAAGUCUGGCGGUCCGGAGCUGAUUGGGACGAUGAAAUUAACGGAGUACUCUUCUCCAAGUGGCAGACGUGGCUUCAGAUCCUCCCACAAAUCGAAACGCUCAAUAUUCCUCGUUGCUAUCGCAGUCGAAUUCCAGCAGAUUUUUCCGACGUGCAGCUCCAUACGUUUGUAGACGCGAGUGAGGAUGGAAUGGCUGCAGCUUGCUAUCUUCGUUACUCCCAUGGCGAUACCAUCGAAUGCACGUUAGUCGCUGCGAAAACCAGAGUUUCUCCGUUGAAAUUCCACUCGAUUCCUAGAUUGGAACUUCAAGCAGCGGUGUUGGGUGUUCGAUUGGCUUCCACAGUAAAAGAAUCCUUAUCUGUGAACAUCACUCGGCGAAUUUUUUGGUCAGAUUCACGAGAUGUGAUCUGCUGGGUCAAUUCGGAUCAUCGGCGUUUUACACCAUUUGUAGCCCACCGAGUUAGCGAAAUUUUGGACUCCACAGAACCAGCAGAUUGGCGCUGGGUUCCUACCAAGCAAAAUGUCGCGGACGAUGGCACUAAGUGGGUGAAACUACCAGACAUGUCUGCAGAAGCUCGUUGGUACACAGGACCACAUUUCCUGAUGUGCACUGAGAAGUAUUGGCCGCAACAACCAACCGUGACUAGGACAACAGAGACCGAACUACGCCCGUAUUUGUUGAUGCAUGUCCAGAAAACUGAGCCGCUUCUCUGCUUCAGUGACUUCAGUAGCUGGAGAAAGAUGGUGAACACAAUUGCAUACGUUCUUCGGUUUUCCAACAAUAUCAUUAAGAGGAUGAAAAGGCAGGCAGUUACGAAUGGCCAUCCUUCAAUGGAAGAGCUGACCGCCUCUGAAUCCCAUUUGAUCCGGCAAGCACAAGAGGACGCCUACCCCGACGAAUACACCCUUCUCCACCAGUCUGGUGGAGCCACGCUUCCGAAAACUAGCGCUUUGUAUAAGCUCACCCCUUGGAUCGACAAACACGGAAUCAUGCGGAUACGAGGUCGUAUUUCUGCCUGUGAGUUCGCGACCGAAGAUGCCAAGAAUCCGAUCAUUCUACCCCGUAACCACCACGUUACCAGUCUCAUUGUUGCACACUAUCACCAAAAAUACCACCAUCAGAAUCACGAGACUGUAAUUAACGAGAUACGGCAACGUUACUCCAUUUCUCGACUUCGAAGUACCUACUUACGGGUACGCAACAGUUGUCAACGAUGUAAGAAUAACCGGGCAAUUCCGCAGCCCCCUAUCAUGGCAGAUCUCCCACAUACCAGGUUGGACGCAUUCGCUCGACCGUUCACCCAUGUAGGCGUGGACUACUUCGGUCCUAUUACAGUCGUAAUAGGCAGGCGAUCGGAAAAGCGAUGGGGGAUGCUCGUAACCUGCAUGACAAUACGAGCCAUCCAUAUUGAAAUCGUCCAUUCGCUGAGCACUAAUUCGUGCAUCAUCGCGCUGCGCAACUUUAUCUCGCGUCGGGGUACGCCCCGAACGAUCUAUAGUGAUCGCGGUACCAACUUUGUCGGAGCAUGUC